AUGGCUGCUGUGCGGCCCAUACCAGCAGCCGUUAUCAAGUCUACGGCCCCGGUCCUCAAGGAGCAUGGCGUCACCAUCACCACCCUCUUCUACAACAACAUGCUCAAGGCUCACCCUGAGCUCAAUAACAUUUUCAACAAGACAAGCCAAGAUACCGGAGACCAGCCCCGAGCACUCGCCUCUGCUGUCUUCGCCUAUGCCAGCUAUGUCGACGACCUGGGCAAGCUCUCGCCCACCGUCGAGCGCAUCGCCCACAAACAUGUUAGUCUCACAGUCGAGCCGGAUCACUACCCCAUCGUGGGUAAGCACCUCCUGGCGGCCGUCGCCACGGUUCUGGGAGAUGCCAUGACUCCAGAGAUCGGGGACGCUUGGACGGCUGCGUAUGCUGCACUCGCAGAUGUGUUCAUCAACCGUGAAAAAGUCCUCUACGCCGGGUUUGAGAACUGGCAGGGUUGGAGAAAAUUUAAGAUUCAGAAGAAGGUUCCCGAGUCUUCUGAGAUCACAAGCUUCUACCUGGUGCCCGAGGAUGGGCAGCCCCUCCCUCUAUUCAAGCCAGGCCAGUACGUCAGUUUGCAUCUAUUCGUCCCCGAGUUGGACUCGAUGCAGCCCCGGCAGUACUCGCUCAGUGAGUCACCGAGGAGUGAUUACUACCGCAUUAGCGUGAAGAAGGAUUCGGGAAAGCAGACAGGCUUGCCGGGCUUGAUCUCGAAUAUGCUGCACGAGGAGUAUGAUGAAGGAGACGUAAUUGAGCUCACCCACCCUACUGGAGACUUCUUCGUCGACACAGAGGCGGCCGCUACCACGGCGCCGGUCAUCCUCAUCUCAGCUGGUGUUGGUGCAACACCAAUGAUGUCGAUUCUGGACAGCACCCUGGAAGCCAAGUCCACCAGACCGGUUUCGUGGGUCCAUGGCACGCACAGCACCGAGGUGCAGGCUUUCGGCGAACAGAUACAUAGCACGUGCGAGAAGAACCCGAGUGUCACCUCUACCAUCUUCAAGACCAGUGUGCGGGAGACGGAUAUUUCAGGGGUGGACUUCAACUUUACUGGACGUGUGGACUUGGCAAAGAUGGACCGAAAGACGGGCCUGUAUCUCGACGACCAGACUGCCGAGUAUUACAUUUGUGGGCCUGAGGAGUUCAUGAAGAAUGUGAGAGAAUGGCUGCAUAAGGCCGGGGUGAAUGACAGCCGAAUACACAUGGAGAUAUUCGGCACGGGCGGUGAUUAUUGA
Messenger RNA from Pseudomassariella vexata, 1230 nucleotides. Its product is annotated as globin-like protein. Gene Ontology annotation, biological process: cellular response to nitrosative stress; nitric oxide catabolic process. NCBI's taxonomy places the organism in Eukaryota, Fungi, Ascomycota, Sordariomycetes, Amphisphaeriales, Pseudomassariaceae. The record is from RefSeq and is a predicted model, not a curated record. Gene Ontology annotation, molecular function: oxygen binding; FAD binding; heme binding. Gene Ontology annotation, cellular component: intracellular anatomical structure. The transcript is spliced from 2 exons. Bases 1 to 1230 code for a protein of 409 amino acids.